CAUUCAUUCCUUGCUUCAACAGCUAAACUGAUACAUCUAUUAUUUUGGUUGUUUAUGAUGGUUCUCAAUGAAAAUUUGUGAAAAAGUUAUUGUGUGCAUUUUCCUUUCGAUUUAUUUUUAACAUUUGAGUGUUUUCGCCUACAAAAAAAAAAUGGUGCAAAAAUAUCAGUCACCCGUUCGUGUAUACAAAUACCCCUUCGAGUUGGUUAUGAAGGCAUACGAACGCCGAUUUCCAACAUGUUUACAAAUGCCAAUAGUGCUCGACUGUCAAAUCGUUUCGGACGAGGUCAAAGAAAAUGGUGCUAUUCGCAACACUAGCCGUCGCUGUAAACUGGCCGUCGAGGCGCCGUAUUUGUUCAAAAAACUGAUCGGUCUGGAUGUGGUGUACUUCAUACAGAACAAUUUUCUGGACAUGCGUGCCCGAUCAUUGAACAUUGAAGCGGUCAAUGAAACCUAUUCGUCACGCAUCGAAAUAUUUGAGCGAUGUCGAUACUAUGCGCAUCCGGAAAAUCCGGACUGGACCUGUUUCGAUCAGACGGCUACAUUGGAUAUAAAGAAUUUUUUCGGCUUCGAGCAUUCGAUGGAGAAAAUGGGUAUGAAGCAGUACACUCAGACAACGUUGAAGGGCAAAGAAAUCAUCGAAUUUUUCAUCGAGGAAUUGAAAAAGGAUGGCAUAACGUCAGCUGAACGAUGGCAAUCAUGCGAGACAAGUGAAAAUGAUGUGGUCAUCGAUGUGCAAGCAUCAAAUUUGAGUUCGCGCAAACCAUCCAUUGCUGAAUACGAGGAUAUGCUUGACGGGGAAUAUAUUAGUAAAAAUUUAGGGGAAUUGGAACCGUUGCAGGAAUCAAAACUAUUAGAAUUAAGGGAAAUAUUUAAAGAGGCUAAUCUAACUAAAAUACCAGACUAUCAGACGAUGUUACGGUUUCUGAGGGCCAGAGACUUCAGUGUCGAGAAAGCAAGUCAAAUGUUGCAAGAAUCUCUUAAGUGGCGCGAAGAAAAUUGCAUCGAUCAGAUCUUAAGUGAAUACAAAAAACCGUCGGUGGUUGUGAAACAUUUUCCCGGUGGAUGGCACCAAUGCGACAAAGACGGUCGCCCCAUAUUCAUACUCCGCCUGGGACAUAUGGAUGUUAAAGGCUUACUAAAGUCUAUCGGUGAAGAGGGUCUACUCAAACUGACGCUGUACAUUUGCGAGGAGGGACUUCAACUAAUUCAAGCUGCAAACAAAUCAAACGACAAACCUGUUUUGAGCUGGUGUCUCCUUGUCGACUUGGACGGUUUAUCGAUGCGACAUCUGUGGCGCCCGGGCGUUAAGGCGUUGCUGCGAAUUAUCGAAACGGUAGAAAUGCAUUAUCCGGAAACUCUCGGUCGAGUGUUUGUGGUACGAGCACCGCGUGUUUUUCCUAUUGCGUGGACAAUUGUCAGCGCCUUCAUUGAUGACUAUACUCGAUCGAAGUUCUUAUUUUAUGGUGGUCCAGAUUGCUUGCAUAUGAAAGAUGGACUUGAAGUGUACAUUGACUCAGAAGCUAUACUAGACUUCUUAGGUGGGCCAUGUGAGCCGAACCUACCAACGGAUCCAACGGUUCCAGCGCAUUACUUCACGCGCUGUUAUUUUCUAUCAUGCCAAUGCUCUCUCGUUCACGAAGGUGGCCUCGUACCGAAAACCCUGUACAAAUCAAUGAGUGAUGAAGAUGCCGACAAUGAUGCACCCGUCGUCGGCUCAAAUAAUGGCAGUCUUUACACAUCCGUCGAUCUGAAACCCGGACAUAUUCAUGAGGUUGUGAUAACGAAUAACGAUCCGAAGAGUGUUCUGACAUGGGACUUUGAUUCCGUCAAAAGUCAUCUACAUUUUACGGUUUAUCGGACAACUGUCGUGCCAAUGUCGACCAUUAGUGAUGCAUCUAUGUCUGUAUUCGACUGGACUGGUUUCGAAUUAGAUAAAAAUUAUUUUAGAGUUGAACCAUCGCUUGUAUGCCAUGCCAAAGAAAGCGUUCAGGGUUCACACGUAAUGAAUCACACCGGACAUUAUGUUCUACAAUGGAUCUGUCCGCCCAGUUGUGACAAUCCGGCUCAGCUAAUGUACUUCCAUGAAAUACUUAGCUCGGCCAAUUACAAAGGAUCAAUGUCCAGUCUACAAUCUGGCAUAUCGGUAAUGAGCUUGAAUUCGCGAUGAUUGUAGAGUUUUACAAAUUAAUUUAUCAGAAUUUAGUACAAUAAUUACUACUUAAGUUAAACGUAAUACCUUAAGCGGGGAGAUGUGCAUUUACUGGAAAAUCUCACGAAAUAAUUUUUCUUUUGAGGUGGAAAAGUGGGGAAUUCAAUUUUUUUAUUUCUCUGGCUUGGAUUUUGUGAUAAAACUCGAAGUUUCAUUAGAUUUCUAAUUGAUAUUUAAAUUAUGUAAUAGUAAAAGAAAGUGUGGUAAUUAGAUGAAACAAUGGUGUGCACUGACAGUGAAUAUGGUUAUUAUUGCUCGCCAAAAUAGAAUAGAAAAAUAGUAAAAAAAGGUUGACACAAAAAGGCUUUAUAUAAGGCGAGACAAAGUAGGGGUUUAUGUGGACGGUGUUGGUACAUAGGCGAGAAGAUAAUUAAUUUUUAAGACAAAAUUGUUAGUAGAUAAGGUUGAUUGAUAUCCUGUAGCAGACUUAGAUGUAUAUUAUCAUAGAUGUGCAAGUAUAAUUCACUCACAUAAACGCAUGUAAAAUCCACAAAAAAAAAUGAAAACAAUCAAAGAAUGCAACAAAAACAAUCGCACGAAAAAUGGAAACGUUUUGAAGUGAAAAAAGGCCAAACGUAAGAGAACAAAUCGAUUUUCUGAUUUAACGACUCUCACGCCGUCUCUUUACAAAUUUGAUUUGAUUUGUGCCUUGUUUGUACUAACGUUCUACCUCUGAGCCUGACGCUGAACAGAAUUGAUUUCUCUAAAAUCUUCAAGAGCCUAUGGAUUAUAUUGAUUCUCCUGUAUUUACGUCUACAUAAAUUAGAUUCCAUUAUUUUGUCAUCAUCAUCCUCGUCAAAUAUUGUAUAAAAUCACCGUCUUUACAACCAUGCUAAAAAUUCUUAAAAUAUGUGUUAGGCAUGUCGCACUUUGUGGUCACAUAGUUUUGCCAUCUUUCUACUAUUUAAACCAAACUGAAUUUGCAGAAUUGAAAAGCUAACACAAAGCUUU
Molecule: messenger RNA, 3163 nt
Organism: Bradysia coprophila
Lineage: Eukaryota; Metazoa; Arthropoda; Insecta; Diptera; Sciaridae
Gene: retm
Product: real-time
Cellular component (GO): cytoplasm
Source: RefSeq, a predicted model, not a curated record